Molecule: messenger RNA, 1140 nt
Organism: Microthlaspi erraticum
Lineage: Eukaryota; Viridiplantae; Streptophyta; Magnoliopsida; Brassicales; Brassicaceae
Source: the annotation of a GenBank genome assembly
AUGGAAGUGAAAGCGAGAGCUCCUGGGAAGAUCAUUCUCGCAGGGGAACACGCGGUUGUCCAUGGAUCCACAGCUGUUGCCGCUGCCAUUGAUCUCUACACUUACGUCACUCUCCGUCUUCCUCUUCAAUCAGCUGAGAAGAAUGAUAGGCUUACACUUGAGCUCAAAGACCUUUCCUUGGAGUUUUCCUGGUCCUUAGCCAGACUAAAAGAAGCAUUACCUAAUGAUUCAAGAACUUAUCCCCCUUCUACGCCUACUUCAUGCUCUACGGAGACACUAAAAGCAAUUGCGGUUUUGGUUGAAGAGCAAAAUAUUCCACAGGAGAAGAUAUGGCUCUCUUCUGGAAUCUCCACAUUUCUCUGGUUAUACACCAGCAUCGUAGGAUUCAAUCCGGCUACGGUCGUCAUUACCACGGAGCUUCCAUACGGAUCUGGCCUAGGUUCAUCAGCAGCUUUCUGUGUAGCUCUCACAACUGCUCUCAUCGCAUCUUCUUCUUGUUCAGACAAAGCUCGCGGUGAAGGAUGGACCCCUCUCGAUGAAACCAGUCUCGAUUUGCUGAACAAAUGGGCUUUUGAAGGUGAAAAGAUCAUCCAUGGGAAGCCUUCUGGGAUCGACAACACCGUCAGUGCAUAUGGCAACAUGAUCAAGUUUUGCUCAGGGGAGAUAACUCGGUUACAGUCCAACAUGCCUCUAAGAAUGCUAGUCACCAACACUAGAGUCGGGAGGAACACCAAAGCUCUGGUUUCUGGCGUGUCACAGAGAGCGGUCAGACAUCCUGAUGCGAUGAAAUCGGUGUUCAAUGCCGUGGACUCGAUAAGCAAAGAGCUCGCUUCGAUCAUUCAGUCUAACGACGAGAUCUCGGUUGCAGAGAAAGAAGAGAGUAUUAAAGAACUCAUGGAGAUGAACCAAGGUCUGCUCCAGUCAAUGGGGGUUAGCCACAGCUCCAUCGAGACUGUGAUCCGAACCACAGUCAAGCACAAACUUGUCUCCAAACUGACCGGAGCUGGUGGUGGCGGCUGCGUCCUCACUCUAUUACCAACCGGGACGGUGGUGGACAAAGUUGUGGAGGAGCUCGAGUCCAGCGGUUUUCAGUGCUUCACGGCGUCCAUUGGUGGUAACGGAGCUCAGAUUUGCCUUUGA